This is a messenger RNA of Guillardia theta CCMP2712, 246 nucleotides long. RefSeq lists its product as hypothetical. The record is from RefSeq and is a predicted model, not a curated record. The coding region runs from base 1 to 246 and encodes 81 amino acids. NCBI's taxonomy places the organism in Eukaryota, Cryptophyceae, Pyrenomonadales, Geminigeraceae. The transcript is spliced from 5 exons.
AUGUCCGGUGACGGUGCAACGAAUGACAACUUCGUGUGCAUGGGCUGUUUCCAGAUCCUUCGCAAGACUAUGUUGUUGGACGGUGACUACGUUUCGUCACAAGACAACUGGCUUUUCGCUCAGCAGUUCGCUCAGCUUUGCUAUGCACCCACUCCGUCUUUGAUGACCCAGGAUCCGUGUUCGAUGGCGAAUGAGCGUGCUGGAGACCAUGCCUCUGACGUUUUCUACAAGAUCGAGGAUAACUAG